Molecule: messenger RNA, 4371 nt
Organism: Trichoderma breve
Lineage: Eukaryota; Fungi; Ascomycota; Sordariomycetes; Hypocreales; Hypocreaceae
Exons: 2
Coding region: 1-4371 (1456 amino acids)
Source: RefSeq, a predicted model, not a curated record
AUGAUGAUACCCAACGCAGAUCAAAACGUGCUCAUCCCCGUCAAGCUUGAUGCAUUUGUCCUCAAUGAUAAAGUCUGUGACGGCGGCUAUGAUGACGAUGAGCUGAGAGCACGAAAAGCCAAAAUUGCACCCAUCUCACAGCCCAAUUAUUCAUUUCUGCGUCUCAGAAAAUCAUAUCUCCAGUCCGACAUCCUGUAUCAUACCGACUUACAUAACGCCUGCCCGGCCGAUUUCAACUCGCGCAUUACAGAUCUCGGGUCUCGCUCUCGGCGUGAAAACCGACAGGGCAUCUAUCUCCACUGGACGCUCCCCCGUAUAUACCGGAGUGGUAGUGCUGCAACGAGCGAUGCAGAAAACGGCAGAAACGGGCUUCCCAUCUUCCCCGAGGUCCCUACACGAUGGCUAGUCGUUCGUCACAUACACGACCUUGAGGCCGUCCAACCUUGUGCAGCAAAGGACAAGCUGAAAAGCGUCUCUGCGUGGGUUGUCGAAAGUGACCGCUGCCGAACGCUCGACGGAGAACGAAAACCCGACGAUGUUGAUCUUCAAGUUGACGUGUCACCUUUCGUCAGCGCAUCCGACUCCGUGGUUAACGGAGGUUCAGAUGUCUUGGAGAAACAGGCCGAAAUCUUCAUAGGCGAUAAGAGAAAAGCAUCAGAGUGGAAGGAAACCCAGCCUGAGGACGGAACAACAGAUACUAGCAAGUCACGCGUCAACUUACGACUCCUAUCUUCGUCCAAUGAGCUCUUUCCAGAUUACCAGCCGCAUAACUCCAAUGUUUUCUCCAUCGUCGAUAACUUUGAGUAUGACCGCAUUGAUAUCGGUGACAACAAAACCAAGCCAUUGUACGCCUCCCGGGUUCCAUCAGUUAGCUACUCUGUCCUCGGAUGGCACUCCAAACCACAAAAGGACAUUGUAUGGCUCAAAGGGAAGUCUGAGACUCGUGCGCAGCUACUAAAGAGGCUGGACAUGGACUUUAAAGGUUUCCACCCGCGAGAGCUCGACUUUGACGACAUUAUCCCGCAGGAAAUCGUCGACUGGCUUGACGAAUGUCUUCCUCGAAGGGAACAAGGCACACGAAGUCUUUGCCACGGCGCGGUGUAUGAUGUUUCCUGGGACCUCCACAAGGUACCAGAGAUUAUCCUCGCGGAUAAAUAUGCUGAGAUGUUGAGCCAGAAGCUCCCUGUGGCAGUAGGAACGACGCCAAUGGAUGCACUGAUGGCGUACGCGGGCGCGCACGAGGCAGAUAAGGACAACCCCAAUGAAGAUGUCAAAAAGAUUGAGUCGGCACUGAAACGGCUUGAGACGGUGCUCUUGAGCAGGGAUGAUGGCGUUGAAGCGCACGCGCAGGGGGCAGACAUGAUGUAUAACUGGAACUAUACAAGGUUGGAUGGCGGGCAACAGUAUCAUGUUUCUGGAGGUGAAAGUGGCGGGAAGCCGGUCAUUCCCGAGAACAAGAGGGGAGACUUGAUCAAGCUGAACGACUUGUGUCGCUUCCGAGAUGCAGCAGACAGGAAGCUCAAGAGACAGCGCUGGGCCGUCUUUGCGGAGUGGUGGCAGGCUGUGACGCUGGCUAAGAAGGAAUUAGACGUGAAGAAUGCGCUGAAGCCAAUCUUGGACAGCAUUGACGCCUUGGAGAAAUUGCUGGGUAUCAGCAAGCAGGAUUUAAUUUCAGUCUUGACUGACGGAAAGAAAGGGGAUGAAGCAACGGAAUUCGAACCAGGUGUGCAUCCGCCCUUUCAUCAGCAGCGCGACCCGACAUUGCUCGUUGGAGGCGUGCGAUCUGGCUGGGAACCAGACUAUCUGCACACACUCCUGAUCAGACUCGAUGCUCAAUUGCUCGAAGAAACAAAAACUGCUGUCCCCCGUGAGGAGGAGGAUGGCUGGGGAAGUCUCUUUAAAGACUUUGUAACUAAGAAGAUGCCUGAACCUCUGAGAGCAUCAGCCCAAGCCCUACUCCGCGAAUUUGUUGUGCUGCGAACAAGGAGAAGAGAUGAGGAUGACGGUACACCAAAGACACCAAGCUUCUUGAGGACUCAUGGAUUUAUGGGUGGGCUAUCCGAUGAUGCUCCCAAGAAACCGGGGAGACAGAAAAUAAGUCCCCAGAUGCCAACUUUUCAUGACCGUCAAGGUCUGGAUCAUAAGGGGAAGCCUGUUUGGCGUGACUCUUGGAACAAUAUGCAACCUUGGUUCCCUUUGUUUCUUGAAUGGGAGGUUGAGUACACUCAUAUCGACCAUGAGGAUUGGGAGCUUGCCGAGUCGAAAUGGUGGCACAGCGAAGGCGCCAAGCUGCACUAUGCUAUCAAACCAGACAUGACCUUGGAAGAUAAAUACGGCGACAAGACCAAGAAAGAAGUCGACAACCGGCGAUUCUCAGGCCGAGCACUCAUCCUCCCACAACCUAGCUUCUCGCUCGAGGCCAAAAUCCUACAACUCUUUUCCGAUACGGCAGCGGAGAAGCUAGAAAAGCUACUACCAUUCAAGGACCGCGAGGAACUCGCCAAGAGCCUGAGGAAAUUCGACUUUUUGUCUGCGCCCCUGUCUGGGUUUAACAGCCACAUGCUCACCGUCGAGCAGGGGAAUCAUGUCAAGCCGUCGAUACGCGAUCCUGUGACUGGCGCAGUGAGGUUCAUGGGCGAAGCGGCUCGCAAGGAAGCUGGAUUGUCGGAGCAGGUACUUGAAAAUAUGGGCAUCGAGACCGAUCUCACGCCGUAUGGACGCAGCAAAAGUAAACCUGACGACGAUGGGCCGGCCGUCUUCAAGCCCGUAACCCAUGGCCAAUUCCGCAUCACCAAACUAAACAUCAUUGACAAGUUUGGCCAGGCCAUCCACGCAAUCGACCCUAAGCCCACGACUGAGGAGCUGACUCCGAAGCUGUAUCCCUGCAUCAGCGACUGGUACGCGCCACAGGCCAAAAGCUCGAACCCAGAAUCUCCCAACGUCGUUGGAAAGGUGAAGAAGGAGAAUGAGACAAAGUGCGAGUACAUCCAAGUGCCGCCGCAGAUCAACCAGCCAGCACGUCUCAAUGCGGUUUUCACGAUUCCAUCAGAGCCCCCUCUGCAUGAGGACGACCCAAUGCCUCCUUUCUGGAGGGCUACGCACGACUGGGAUCAGCCCAUCUGGGGCUGGGUUGUCGUCAACUAUGCAAAUUUUGGAGUGCAGUUCUUCCUCCCCUCGGGUGCUUUCUAUCGAGAGGUUCGCUGCGCUGGUCCUACUGGAGCACUCCUGUCGCCAGAGUGGCUGCCCUUUGAGAAACCUGACGAUCCGUCCAGGCGCGGCGGCAAGGAAGACGGCGGUGCUGCAGCCAAACAGCUCGCGCGGCUGGUCAAGAUCUUGGGAGAGAAUUACCCCUAUCUCCGCAGGUUUAUUGCCACCAUCAACGCUGCUACAACAUCAAUAGCACCUGCACCAAGCGCGUAUGCCGAAUUUCGAAGUGCAUUGCUCGGUCGACCCCUAGCCCUCACGUACUUUGGAGUCUCCUUGGAACUUGCUGGUUCCCCGUGGAAAAGUCAUCUGUCGCAGGACAACACACCCAAGAAGACGCUCCUUGAUUACGAAUUCCGCGUCAAGCUGGGCGACCGGGAGCGCGGGUUUGAUGGGCUGGUGGGAUACUUUCCUCCCCUUUCCAAGUCCGAGCUAAAAGAAGGCAAUGCUCUUGACGUAUCGACAUUCUACACACAUUUCCCGCCCGGUGUUCAUGAUAUAGCGACUGAAGAAUUGGCAAAGAUUUCUCCGACGGCAUCUGCUUACGAAGAUGAGCAGCCAAACCCAACGCUCACCAAGAUAAUUACUAUCACGAAGGAUAACUAUCCUCUCCUAAAGCCAUACUAUCUCGACCCGGACAACAACGACCGCACGCCAGCAUCAUACGCCGCUGAUGCAAACGAAAAGCUUGCCGUUUUCGGCGCCCUGCUCGACCCUUUCCUCCCCGUCCAUGCAUACACUGGUAUCCUGCCCGUCAAGGAGUUUUCCCUACCGACGUGGACGUGGCAGGGAGCCCUGGACAAGCUAUCCGCCUUCUUCCAUGCCGGACCUGUGCUAAUCACGGGAGACGUGCCAGGGUUUGUGGAGGCGAGGCAGCUGAAGCAGGGGGAUUUGCCACCCAAAGUGGUUGAGGGCGUGGAGGGGGAAGAGAAGCAAUCCGUGGGGCUACCGGGUGGUGCGUUGGGGAUGUGGAGCUGGCUCCAGCCUUACGAUGUUGACGAGGAACGUGAAAAGAGUAUCACGGGUGAUGAAGAGGAAGAGAAGCCGCGGGAAAAGUUCAUGCCGUUGGCUGUUGAGGUUUUGGGAGAGGAGUCAAAGCUGGAGCGGGGGCCAUAUACGGCCAUCGAGGGGUACCUGCAGAUGGCUGCGGGCGUUAAUGAGAAGUAG